This is a messenger RNA of Necator americanus (New World hookworm), 819 nucleotides long. RefSeq lists its product as uncharacterized. Bases 1 to 819 code for a protein of 272 amino acids. The record is from RefSeq and is a predicted model, not a curated record. Lineage: Eukaryota; Metazoa; Nematoda; Chromadorea; Rhabditida; Ancylostomatidae. The transcript has 7 exons.
AUGCCGUUUUUCUCAUCAACUCAUAACAUUAUUUCUUUGGCAGCGCAACUGGAAAAGUCAAUUGCAGUGGCAGCUCAGAUGAGUUAUGUCUCUCGUUUAUUCCCACCGUACUACAAAUACGCGGUGUUUCUAUUCGUCGGAUUUCAAUUUCUCUACUGUGCCUUCGUACUCGCAAUAAGUGAAGCUUACUACAAAUCUGCCGCACUAAUUCUACCCAUAGCUUACCGGAUGUUUGAUGACACUGUGAAGAAAAAUGUGCCGGGAUUUGACUGGACCCAGGAGGAGCAGCACCAGCUCGAAAUGUACAAAUACAAGAUGAUGAUCCUAUGGGUAGUGUCAACGGUUGGAGUGCUACUGUGUAUGCUCAUCAUAAUUCCUCAGUUUUUUGACUUCAACGACAGGAAGGGGAAUCCCAGUCACCUGUGUCUUGUACAUCGACGGCUCGGUUGGGUGAUGUUCGCCAUCAUGGCAGUAUUUGUGAUGACAAUGCUGUUGGCUGUGUUAUGGGCAUGGUUUGGAUGUGGAGCGGCGUCGCGAUCAUUCCACGAACAUUUCGGUCUAGCCGAAAAGGAGGAGAUUUUUCUUACAGAACUUGAGGAGAAACUCGACUGCAUCAGUGACGACGACAAGGAGGUGCUUGACGAGCAUAGGUGCUGGCAAAACGUCUCGAUUGGUUUUGUUCACGAUCUUUGGCUAGACCUCUUGUUGUACGUCUACGUGGUUGGGAAUAUUCUCGCUUUUCUUGCGAUUCCGUUCUUCAACAAAUUGCUGAUCAAGCCUGACGACGACGACGUGGACGAAAAGCUUCUCGAAGCGUAG